Messenger RNA from Sander lucioperca (pikeperch), 1378 nucleotides. RefSeq names its product transmembrane protein 178 (gene tmem178). The coding region runs from base 101 to 1108 and encodes 335 amino acids. NCBI's taxonomy places the organism in Eukaryota, Metazoa, Chordata, Actinopteri, Perciformes, Percidae. Gene Ontology annotation, cellular component: endoplasmic reticulum membrane. The transcript has 4 exons. Gene Ontology annotation, biological process: negative regulation of osteoclast differentiation; regulation of cytosolic calcium ion concentration. The record is from RefSeq and is a predicted model, not a curated record.
CUUGCCUCAGCUCGCUCGGUCCGUCAGUCGGCAUGACAACGCGCUCCGGAGGCUGCACGGGGAACGGCUGAGGGCGCGCGGACCGCGAUGGCAGCUGAAGAUGCGCAAUAACGGAACCAGCGGCUCCGGUCCCGGCACCGGGAGCGGCCCGGCGGUCCCGGCGGUCCCGGCGGUCCCGGCCAUGGAGAGAGCGCGGCCGGCCACCGUCACCGUGUCCGCGGUGAUCCUCGCACUCAGCGUGCUGGCGCUGCUGCUGCUCGUCACCGCCAUCUCCUCCGACCACUGGUACGAGACGGACACGCGCAGACACAAGGACAACUGCGACCGCCACGGGUCCGAUUCCAACGACCAGAAGAACCGCGAGAUGCCCAUCUACCACCUGCCGCUCGUGGACACCGGCAGCGGCGGCGCGCGGCCGCGGGACGUGGCGCACAUGAAGCCUGUGCACGUGGGCAGCCGCGAGGAGGAGCUGCUGGAGAACUGGCGGGCCAUCCUGGGGAUGGGCAUCCUGGAGACGGAGUGCGGCAGGCCGCUGUUCUCCGCGCACUCCGGCCUCUGGAGGAAGUGCUACUUCCGGGGUCUGGACCCGGACAUCGACAAGCUCAUCGACCGCGGUAUCGCUGAUCGCUGCACAGCUGUGAAGUAUCACUUCUCUCAGCCAAUCAGACUGAGGAACAUCCCUCUGAACCUGACGCGGACCAUCCAGCAGGACGAGUGGCAUCUGCUGCACCUACGUCGUAUCACAGCAGGGUUCCUGGGCAUGGCGGCGGCCGUGCUGCUGUGCGGCAGCAUCGUGGCGUCUGUCGGCUUCUUCUGGGAGGAGAAUCUGACGCAGCACGUCUCCGGACUGCUCUCCCUAAUGGCAGGGAUCUUCUGCACCAUCUCUCUGUGUACGUAUGCGGCCAGCGUGACCUACGACCUCUCCAGGAACCCGCCCUUCAUCUACGGCCUGCCAGCGGACGUGGAUCAUGGGUACGGCUGGUCCAUCUGCUGUGCCUGGGCCAGUCUGGGCCUCACCGUGGCCGCCGGCUGCCUCGGGACCACCUUCCCCUUCCUGAGCCGGGCCGGAGCUCUGCGCUCCAAAACCGCCCGCGAGUCCUCCGUCUGAGCUGCUGGCCGCCCGGCAACCAGACCGGGAGGAAACCUCAGGCAGGCUAUCGGACCGGGAUGCUCCUGGGUCAGGGGACGCCGCGUUCUGGACGGUUCUGGACGGUUCUGGACAGUUCUGGAGGCUGAGCCUCGGUCUGAUCCACCGCAGGAACUCAACACGUGUUUCUAAAAUGUGUUCAAUGAAUCUGAAGCAAAGUGUUUGUAAGACAGAAGUCUCUCUGCUGCCCCCUGCUGUGUGUUUAUGAUAUGGACUUUAAUGUAACACACA